UUCACCUCAGCUAAACAUAAAAAAAAAACACAUCUGAGAGUGAAUAACUUUAAAUAUAUCGACUCAUUUCAUCUGAAAUAAGCAAGAUUUGUUGCUCCUGUUGUGCGUGGUGACUCUCAGAGACUGGCUCGCUGUCGUAUGUAUGCUGUCUGCUGCAAACAUGACUAGAUUAGCCGCUGGCUAAAUUAGCCGACGAUAGCUUUAUUUGUCAGUGCAUGACUACCAGAGAGGACUUUAACGAGCUAAAGGUCUCCAACCUCCAGGCGGUGGCUGUGAAUUCAGGAUUUCAGAUGGAUCCAGAAUAUGAACAUCGCCUCCUCCGCCAAAUCAACAUUCAAAGUGACAACUUGAGCCCUGUUAAACUGACACACAGUCUGCGCAGUCGGACACCCACCGGCUCCCCGUUGUCUUCACCCAGUAAACUUGGAGACAGGUUCAUACCGACCAGAGCGGGGGCAAACUGGAAUAUCAACUUCCACAGGAUUAAUGAAAAUGAGAAGUCACCAAGCCAGAACAGAAAAACAAAGGAUGCCUCUACUGAUAAUAUCAAAGCAGACGGGCUGGCCUACUCUGCUUUGCUGAAGAAUGAGCUGCUGGGAGCAGGAAUAGAGAAGAUCCAAGACCCCCAGACAGAAGACAGGCGUCUACAACCAUCAACCCCAGAGAAGAGAAGUCUCUUCACUUAUUCUCUCAAUACCAAAAGGUCGUCACCAGACAAUGGCUCCAACAUAUCCCCUUACUCUCUAUCACCUGUCAGCAAUAAAAGUCAGAAAUUGUUGCGCUCCCCAAGAAAGCCAACUCGCAAGAUCUCAAAGAUCCCUUUUAAAGUCCUGGAUGCUCCAGAGCUGCAGGAUGACUUUUACCUCAACUUGGUGGACUGGUCGUCUCUCAACGUGCUCAGUGUCGGGCUGGGUACAUGUGUUUACCUUUGGAGUGCCUGUACCAGCCAGGUAACAAGGUUGUGUGAUUUAUCAGUUGAGGGAGACUCUGUCACGUCAGUUGGGUGGUCUGAAAGGGGUAACCUGGUGGCAGUGGGGACUCACAAAGGCUAUGUUCAGAUCUGGGACGCUGGAGCUGGAAAGAAACUCUUUGCCCUGGAAGGACACACAGCUAGAGUUGGAGCGUUAGCAUGGAAUGCAGACCAGUUGUCUUCGGGAAGCCGCGAUCGUAUGAUUUUUCAAAGAGAUGUGCGGACGCCUCCACUCCAGUCAGAGAGACGGCUGCAGGGACACAGACAGGAAGUGUGUGGCUUAAAGUGGAGCACUGACCAUCAGCUGCUUGCUUCUGGAGGCAACGACAACAAGCUUCUGGUUUGGAACCAUUCCUCGCUGAGCCCAGUGCAAACAUACAUGGAUCACCUGGCUGCAGUGAAAGCCAUUGCCUGGUCCCCCCACCAGCACGGGCUGCUGGCCUCAGGGGGUGGCACUGCCGACCGCUGUAUCCGAUUUUGGAACACUCUGACCUCACAGCCGCUGCAGUGUAUGGACACCGGAUCUCAGGUGUGCAACCUGGCCUGGUCCAAACAUGCUAAUGAGCUGGUGAGCACUCAUGGCUACUCUCAGAACCAGAUCUUGGUGUGGAAAUAUCCAGCUCUCACUCAGGUUGCCAAACUCACAGGACACUCCUACAGAGUGCUCUACUUGGCUAUGUCCCCGGAUGGUGAGGCGAUAGUGACGGGAGCCGGCGAUGAGACCCUUCGCUUCUGGAACGUAUUCAGUAAAACAAGGUCAACAAAGGAAUCUGUAUCAGUUUUAAAUCUCUUCACCAGGAUACGAUAACUUUAAGCAGAUAUUAGGACUCUAAAACUCUAAUUUGAGUUGAUUCUGGUGUCGCCACUGGAUCGCUCAUCAACAUGGUGCUGAGGACAUACAGAACAAGCUAAGGCUUCUUGUGACAUUUUUUUUCAGAGGAAGUGACAGUGAGAGCAACUGAGCAAGUCUUUUUUUUUUUUUCAUGCUAACAAUUGUUUGAAACUUUGUUCAAUGACUUCUGUGCUCUCAAUUUGAAUGUAGUCAUUUUUUUACUUUUUAAAAAAAUGUAUAAGUGGAUUGAAGAAGAAGGAAUCACAGGCCUUACUUUAAAAAUAUUAAAACAAUUUUCAUCAUUGUGGUGAUUUUUAGUUUUUGUUUAACUCAGGUCUUAUUUAUUUAAUAAUAUGCCAUGACAUUUACAACAACAACAACAAAAAUAAAAAAUAAACAUAGUCACCUACUAAGGCCUUUACAGUACAGUGCACCAUGUUUACUGUGAUCCAUAAAGUACUAAGGUUGAGGGUGGUGGGUUGAAAUGCAGUUUUGCUCUUGUGGACAGAAAGUCUAAUGCUGUGCAUCUAGACAUAUACUACAUGAUUGAUUCUUUGUAGUAAAGGAAGAAUAAAAAAUGGGACUGAA
Molecule: messenger RNA, 2390 nt
Organism: Larimichthys crocea (large yellow croaker)
Lineage: Eukaryota; Metazoa; Chordata; Actinopteri; Sciaenidae
Product: fizzy-related protein homolog
Exons: 14
Coding region: 216-1778 (520 amino acids)
Biological process (GO): positive regulation of anaphase-promoting complex-dependent catabolic process; anaphase-promoting complex-dependent catabolic process; positive regulation of ubiquitin protein ligase activity
Cellular component (GO): anaphase-promoting complex
Molecular function (GO): anaphase-promoting complex binding; protein binding; ubiquitin ligase activator activity
Source: RefSeq, a predicted model, not a curated record